Messenger RNA from Neurospora tetraspora, 2780 nucleotides. RefSeq names its product elongation factor 3. Bases 51 to 2387 code for a protein of 778 amino acids. The record is from RefSeq and is a predicted model, not a curated record. The transcript has 2 exons. Gene Ontology annotation, molecular function: ATP binding; ATP hydrolysis activity; translation elongation factor activity. Lineage: Eukaryota; Fungi; Ascomycota; Sordariomycetes; Sordariales; Sordariaceae.
GUGAGCGCGACACCGCCAUCAAGCGUAAGGCCGCUGUCAUUGUCGACAACAUGUGCAAGCUCGUCGACGACCCCAACAUCGUUGCUCCUUUCUUGCCCAAGAUGAUGCCCGGUCUCCAGAAGAACUACGACAACCUCGCUGAUCCCGAGGCCCGUGAGAAGACCAAGCAGGCUCUCGACACCCUCACCCGUGUCGGUAACGUUGUUGACGGCAAGAUCCCCGAGGCUCAGAACCCCGGUGAUGUCAACAUCGUCCUCGCCCACCUCAAGGAGAUCCUCGGCAGCAAGUACGCCUCUGCUUUCGACAAGUUCGCCCCCAUUGUCGAGUACGUUGCCGCCGUUGCCGGUCAGCUUGUCGACGAGAAGGCCACCGAGUCCUCCAUCUGGGCUGAGGCCGUCAAGCCCUACCUCACUGUCAUCGUUGGUGACGCUGAGUCCGAGGCUCUCACCGAUGCCCUCCGCAAGAAGGCUACCCCCGGUGCCGCUGAGGCCGAUGAGGCUGAGGCUGACGACGAGGAGGGUGAGGAUCUCUGCAACUGCACCUUCUCCCUUGCCUACGGUGCCAAGAUUCUUCUCAACCAGACCCACCUUCGUCUCAAGCGUGGCCAGCGCUACGGUCUUUGCGGUCCCAACGGUUCCGGCAAGUCCACCCUCAUGCGCGCCAUCAACAACGAGCAGGUCGAGGGUUUCCCCAAGCAGUCCGAGGUCAAGACCGUCUUCGUUGAGCACGACCUUGACUCCGAGGAUACUGAGAUGACCACCAUUGACUGGACCAUGAAGAAGCUCAAGGAGGCUGGUGUCGACACCUCCCGCGAGGAUGUCGAGGCCAAGCUCGCUGAGUUCGGCUUCAGCACCGACAUGAUCAAGAACGACAUCUCUGCUCUUUCCGGUGGUUGGAAGAUGAAGCUUGCCUUGUGCCGUGCCGUCUUCGAGGCUCCCGAUAUUCUUCUCCUCGACGAGCCUACUAACCAUUUGGAUGUCAAGAACGUUAAGUGGCUCGAGGAUUACCUCAAGAGCUCCCCUUGCACUUCCAUCAUCGUUUCUCACGACUCUGGCUUCCUCGACAACGUCUGCCAGCACAUUAUCCACUACGAGCGCUUCAAGCUUAAGCGUUACCGUGGUAACCUCAAGGACUUCGUCUCUCGUGUCCCCUCUGCCAAGUCCUACUACGAGCUCGGUGCCUCCGAGAUGGAGUUCUCCUUCCCCGAGCCCGGUUUCCUUGAGGGUGUCAAGACCAAGGCCAAGGCCAUUCUCCGUGCCACCAAGAUGUCCUUCCAGUACCCCGGUACUGCCAAGCCCCAGAUCUCCAACAUCUCCUUCCAGUGCUCGCUCGGCUCCCGUAUUGCCGUCAUUGGCCCCAACGGUGCCGGCAAGUCCACCCUCAUCAACGUCCUCACUGGUGAGCUCAUCCCCACCGAAGGUGAGAUCUACCAGCACGAGAACAUCCGUAUCGCCUACAUCAAGCAGCACGCUUUCGCCCAUAUCGAUAACCACCUCGACAAGACUCCCUCCGAGUACAUCCAGUGGCGUUUCCAGACUGGUGAGGAUCGUGAGACCAUGGAUCGUGCCAACAAGAUCAUCACCGAGGCCGAUGAGGAGGCCAUGAACAAGGUUUUCAAGGUCGAGGGUACUGCCCGUCGUGUCAUUGGCAUUCACAGCCGUAGAAAGUUCAAGAACUCCUACGAGUACGAGUGCUCUUUCGCCCUCGGCGAGAACAUUGGCAUGAAGAACGAGCGCUGGGUCCCCAUGAUGACCGCUGACAACGCUUGGUUGCCCCGUAACGAGCUUCUCGCUUCUCACCAGAAGAUGGUUGCCGAUGUCGAUAUGAAGGAGGCCCUCGCCUCCGGUCAGUUCCGUCCCCUUGUCCGCAAGGAGAUCGAGUCUCACUGCGCCAACUUCGGUCUCGAUGCCGAGCUUGUUUCUCACUCCCGCAUGCGCGGUCUCUCCGGUGGUCAGCGUGUCAAGGUCGUCCUUGCCGCCUGCUCUUGGCAGCGUCCUCACUUGAUCGUCCUUGACGAGCCUACCAACUAUCUCGAUCGUGACUCUCUUGGUGCCCUUUCCAAGGCCCUCAAGAAGUUCGAGGGUGGUGUCAUCAUCAUUACUCACUCUGCCGAGUUCACCAAGGACUUGACUGAGGAAGUCUGGGCUGUCUUGGACGGCAAGAUGACUCCUUCCGGCCACAACUGGGUCCAGGGCCAGGGCUCUGGUCCCCGCCUCAAGGAGGAUGAUGGCGAGGAGGAGGACAAGUUCGAUGCCAUGGGCAACAAGAUCGUCUCCACCAAGAAGAAGGCCAAGCUCUCUUCUGCCGAGCUCCGCAAGAAGAAGAAGGAGCGUAUGGCUCGCCGCAAGCGUGGUGAGGAGGUCUUCUCUGACGAGGACGACUUCUAAAUCACUCGUUGCUGAUGGGUGGUACAAGACUGAUUUCACUUUGUCAACGGAGAUCAAAAGUUGCUUUUUCUGGGUCCGGUUUGCAUGGUCAGGCAUCGUGGGUUUUGCGUCUACUUCGGUGUUAUGAGCUUUUUAGAUCAUAAUUUCUCUUGCGUGACGACCGUUGCAGCGUAUCGUUCUACUGGGUGACCGGGAGGCAAGGAUUGGGAACGGUUGGGGACUGGAGACCCCCGAGAUGGUCCUGUCCAUUCUGAUGUCUUCAUGGUGUGGCCCGUAUGGAGGAAAAAAGGAGGAUACCCAACGUGGAUAUUACGAAAGAGAUGCAUGAUGUUCUAGAUGAUAGACGACUUAAAAGUCACACUUGAUUACAACAACGCAUGUCUAUUUGUGCAA